AUGACUGAUAUAAAAGAAAACAAAAUAUUAAAAAUUGAUGAUUAAAAAGAUUAAAGGGGUGUAUGUUAUAUAAGUAAUGUUCCACCUUAAAUGCCUAUAAGUAAGAUUAGAGAACUAUUAUAACCAUAUGGUAUAGAAAGAGUAUAUUUUAAAAGUAAAGGAUCUGGAAAUAAUAGAAGUUAUAGUGAAGGAUGGGUUGAAUUUAAAGAUAAGAAAAUUGCUAAAAUGGCAGCAUUAUCUUUAAAUGGUACAAAUAUUAGUAAUUUUUAUCAAAUAAUCUUUUUAGUUUAAAAAAAACAUAAAUAAUUAUCUGAUUAUAUGUGGUCAAUAAAAUAUUUGUCAGGAUUCAAGUGGGAUGAUUUAAAUGACAAUUUUAAUUAUGAAAGAAGACUUUCAAAGAAAAAAUUAGAUUUAGAAAUAAAUUAAUCGAAGAAAGAACAUGAAUUUUAUUUAGAAAAAACAAUAAAAAAAGUUAAAUAAUAAUGA
Messenger RNA from Paramecium sonneborni, 486 nucleotides. NCBI's taxonomy places the organism in Eukaryota, Ciliophora, Oligohymenophorea, Peniculida, Parameciidae. The record is from the annotation of a GenBank genome assembly.